Messenger RNA from Trichomycterus rosablanca, 1250 nucleotides. RefSeq names its product lysophosphatidic acid receptor 3 (gene lpar3). NCBI's taxonomy places the organism in Eukaryota, Metazoa, Chordata, Actinopteri, Siluriformes, Trichomycteridae. Gene Ontology annotation, biological process: regulation of metabolic process; adenylate cyclase-activating G protein-coupled receptor signaling pathway. The transcript is spliced from 2 exons. The record is from RefSeq and is a predicted model, not a curated record. Gene Ontology annotation, cellular component: cytoplasm; plasma membrane. Bases 1 to 1062 code for a protein of 353 amino acids. Gene Ontology annotation, molecular function: lysophosphatidic acid receptor activity.
AUGUCCGGUCAGAACGAGUGCCACUAUGGUGAGCUGAUGGACUUUUUCUAUAAAAACAAAAAUCAAACGAAUGAAAGCAGCCCCACACAAAUCAUCAUACUGCAAUGUGUGGGCUCCAUCUUCUGCUGCUUCAUCCUGGUGGCUAACGCCAUGGUCAUUACUGCUGUGAUAACUAACAACCGGUUUCACUACCCCUUUUAUUAUCUCUUGUCCAACCUCGCUGCCUCUGACUUUCUCGCUGGGAUCGCGUAUGUGUAUCUCAUGUUCCGCACAGGGGACGUGUCUCCGACGUUAACCGUGCAGCAAUACUUCAUCCGUCAGGGCUUGCUGGAUGUAAGUCUGUCUGCCUCGCUCACAAACUUGCUGGUGAUCGCUCUGGAGCGCUACAUCUCUGUCAUAAAUUGGAAAGUUCACAGUAACCUUUCAAAGCGACGGGUAACCCUUCUGAUCGUACUUGUUUGGGGCCUUUCCAUUUUUAUGGGGGCUGUGCCAAGCCUUGGCUGGAACUGUAUCUGUAGUCUUGACCAAUGCUCAAUCCUGGCACCAAUCUACAGCAGGAGCUACCUGAUCUUCUGGUCCGUGUGCAACCUACUACUUUUCCUCAUAAUGGUAGCCAUCUACAUACGGAUAUACGCCUACGUAAUAAGGAAAACGUACGUGUUAUCUUCUCAUACGACUGGAUCUAUGAAACGUAAGAGGACGCCCAUCAAGCUCAUUAAAACUGUCAUGACUGUGUUGGGAGCAUUUGUGAUCUGUUGGACACCUGGACUGGUGGUUCUGCUACUGGAUGGCUUACAAUGUCAGAAAUGUAAUGUGCUACUAUUCAAGCGCUGGCUGCUUCUUCUGGCUGUCCUUAACUCUGUCAUGAACCCUAUCAUCUACUCCUACAAGGACGAUGAAAUGUGGACCACCAUCAAGAAUUUGCUACGCUGCGUCUGUAAUGGCACUCGCCGCCAAAGGUCAUCUAAAGCCAACAACCGCUCUAUCGGAUCAGAAGCAAAUACCAGUGUAAGGCUCUCUGAUGAGAAAAACCCAUCUGGGCAGGAGGUAGUGAAGACCUAGGCACUGAGAUUUGUUCAUGGAUGACUCUUCUGAUAAACUGGUGUGGUCACCAUUGUGUACAUGAGUUUUUUUUUGUUUUUCUGUAAGCAUGAGCCGUAAAUGAUGUUAAACCUUGUGGGAAUUGUCAGACAGCAGAGAUCAAUACAGUUAUUUCCUGUUAGUCAUCAGUAAUUUGUUCUUUAGUACUG